Mercenaria mercenaria is the source of this 2365-nucleotide messenger RNA. RefSeq lists its product as uncharacterized. The record is from RefSeq and is a predicted model, not a curated record. The transcript has 3 exons. Gene Ontology annotation, molecular function: ammonia-lyase activity. Lineage: Eukaryota; Metazoa; Mollusca; Bivalvia; Venerida; Veneridae. The coding region runs from base 194 to 2077 and encodes 627 amino acids.
GCCGUCAAAGGUUAUUAAAACUUCAUAGGCCUGACUUGGAUGUCAUGCUUAUUGCAAAUAAAUGUACAAAUCAGUCAUUGUGGGUAAUUAAUAAGUCUACAAUAUCUAACCGAUUUUUCGGCAGAAGUGUACAGAAUUUGGUCUAUUUUAGACGCGAUAAAAUUGAAGGAGGUGUACGUUAGCAGUAGAUGUGAUGGAGUCGGCGGCAUCGCACCUGAGACAAUCACUUGACUGCAUCAAGGAGCUGCAAGCAGUGCCGGACAUUGUCAGUCUCGACGGCCACAACCUAAAUGUUGCUGCUCUGAAGCGUAUUGCCAGUGACGAAAAUGUUAAGGUCAAGCUAACAGAUACAGCGGUGAAAGAGAUCGAAAAGAAUGCAAAAUUUCUAGAGAAUUUAGUAGACAAUGAUAGCAGUGUAUACAUAUAUGGUCUAAAUACUGGAUUUGGUGGAUCAGCGGAUGUUCGCGCCAAGAACGCUGCAGACAUUCAAGAUUCUCUUCUGCGACAUCUAAACAUUGGAUUUGGAAGGACAUUUCCGCCUGGUCCUGUCCGCGCAGCAAUGGCUGUUAGAGCGAAUUCACUGAGCUUGGCCUAUUCUGGGGUCUCAGCAAAUUUUGUUCAAAAGCUUACAGAUCUAAUAAAUUGUAAUAUCGUCCCGGCUGUUCCAAUACGAGGAUCUAUUAGCGCCAGUGGAGAUCUUAUUCCUUUGAGCUAUGUUGCCGCCGCUUUGGUCGGAAGGGAAGACUUGAAUGUUUAUUACAAAGGCGAGCAAAUGAAAUGCUUAUCAGCACUUCGGGCUGCUGAAAUAAAACCUGCAAAUAUGGGGCAUAGAGACGGAUUGGCAGUUGUCAACGGUACUUCAUUCACAGUGGGUGUGUCAGCUCCUGUUCUGUACGAUGCCAACAUUGCCUGCCUUCUAACCCAAGCAUGUACAGCUCUAGCAGUAGAGGCGCUUCAUGGAACUACAGAAAGUUUUCACCCCGUUAUACAAGGUUGUAUGCCUCACUGCGGCCAGAUGGAAGUUGCCAAAAAUUUGCGUGAACUUCUUCAUAACAGUAAACUAGCUGUUCAACGUCUAGAUAUGAACAAGAAAGAAACACUUUCAACACAUCGUUUAAAACAAGAUCGUUACAGUUUGCGCAGUGCAGCACAGUGGCUCGGUCCAGUCGUAGAGACACUGAAAGAUGCGAACAGAAAGUUCCGGAUUGAGUUACAAGGAGUCUCUGACAACCCCAUUAUUGAUCAUCGUACAGAAACUAUUCUAAAUGGUGCCAAUUUCCAAGGAGAAACAUUGUCACUUACUCUAGACCAGAUGCGGCAAAGUCUUGGGGUUUGUGGGAAGUUGCUAUUUGCACAAUUUUCUGAGCUUGUCAAUGUAAAUCUGAACUUUGACCUUCCACCAAACCUAUCUGGGAGCGACUUUCACGUGGACUUCGGUUUCAAAGGAGCCGAUAUCGCAAUGGCGGCAUACAUGUCAGAAUUAGAUCACGUGAUUAACCCAAUGAGUAAUCACGUCGUCAGCGCUGAGCUUCACAACCAAUCAGUGAACUCGUUAGCGUUGAUUAGUUGCCGCCUUACCAAAGAUGCUUUGGAGAUACUCCAGAUGAUGUUAGCCAACCACCUAAACAUGCUUGUCCAAGCCGUGGAUCUUCGUUAUCUUCGCAAAAUGGCGUUGAAGCAACUGUCCCAUCUCAGUACACAGCACAUUGAAAUUGCCGAGUGCAUUCAUCAGACACACUGGUACGAAUUUGUCCUCCGUCCCAAUGAAAUAAUAAAAGAACUUGAAGUCAAAAUUGAUGGGAAAAAGUCAUUGCUCGAGGCUGGACUUUCAAACGGUUUGCAAAGUGUAUACAGCGAAAUGAAAGAGGGGAGAUGUCACACUGAUGAAAGUCUUGGACAAGGAACUCGUCGUCUGUAUACCUUCGUUCGGCAGACAUUGGGAAUACCCUUCUACCAUGGACAGGGACCAAUGGACAACUGGAUUGAUGAUAUUUUUAACGCAAUCAAAGAUGGAAGGAUUGAUGACGUCAUCUUGGACGUUUUUGCAGAGAGAAAUGGGUUUCAUGAAAACUGUUGAAAUAACGUAUCGGUCUUAAGAACCGAUCAGCUGUUCUCUGAUGUUAUUACCAUAUAGCAUAUGCCAUGAUACCGAUAGUUGUCGGGCAGUUUAAUGCAAACGUGCGAGCCAGACUCUUUCCAAAAUCUCAGGCCGAUGUUCUCGUCACUAUUCUUACAUUUUCGACCCAACACGACUAUCAGCAACAUUCUCAUUUUCAGAAAAGUCUCGAUGUGGCAGUCUGUGCUAUUAAUCGUGUUUUGACCUGACGUGUUGAUCAGUAAUGACAUAUUGUUAAAUAAAUAUAUA